Messenger RNA from Sipha flava (yellow sugarcane aphid), 1903 nucleotides. Its product is annotated as prenylcysteine oxidase 1-like. Gene Ontology annotation, biological process: prenylcysteine catabolic process; prenylated protein catabolic process. The transcript is spliced from 7 exons. The record is from RefSeq and is a predicted model, not a curated record. Gene Ontology annotation, molecular function: prenylcysteine oxidase activity. Lineage: Eukaryota; Metazoa; Arthropoda; Insecta; Hemiptera; Aphididae. The coding region runs from base 417 to 1832 and encodes 471 amino acids.
UUUUAAAAUUACCAGUAAUUUACCAAUCAAUUGUUUAAGUGAAAACUGCGGCUGGGAUUCUGCAGACACUAAAAUUCUUAGCCCUAGUUAGUGAUAACAGUAAUAGUUAUCAAUUAAAAUUCUUAUGAUGUAAUAUUUUGUCCUUGGUCGUUGAGCAGUUCAAAUUUAACUCUGUUCAAUCAUAGCGACAGCGGUGAAUAGAUCAUGGUUGUUAAAUAUUUUAAUUGUAUUGGUAUUGUAUUAUGGAAUUGGACUUAAUUUAAACUUAAUUCCCUGAAAGUAAAAAUUAUUAAAAAAUCAAAAUCUUCAUCAAUAUUCAGCAAUUCAUUUUCCAAGAAAUAUGAACAUCAUGACUCAUAAUUGAUCAAUUUGAAGUUGUCAAAUAAAAGAAGUUUAAUUUCAUCGUAGCAGACAAAAUGAAAUACUUAGUAUCACUAUUGUUGUGGUUAAUAACUAUAUUAAAAUGCACAUACCAAACAAAUUUCAGUAUUGCUAUUAUCGGUAGUGGUAUUGGUGGAACAUCUUGUGCAUAUUUCUUAAAAGAAAUAUUUAAUGAUUUUGUGGAAGUAGAUAUUUAUGAAGGUAAUAAAAUAGGUGGAAGACUAGCUACAGUAACUAUGAAUGAUGGCUAUGAAUAUGAGACAGGAGGAGCAGUCCUACACAUAAGGAACAAAUAUAUGUCUGAUUUUGUAAGCGAUUUUGGUCUUAAAAAACGUAUGGAACUUUUUAAUAAUCAACUACUUGGUAUACACAAUGGAAUAAACUUUGAUUUUGUAGAAAAUUCUAGCGAAAUGAUAAAUGUCAUUAAAAUGUUAUGGCAGUAUGGUUACAAAGUUAAACAUUUACAAAAUUUUGUUGACAAUAUGCUCGAAAAGUUUGAAAAAAUUUAUCAAUUACAAUCAAAUGGUAAAAGUUUUGAUACAGUAAAUGACUUGCUAUCAGCAAUGGAUCCAUCAUUUGUUCAUUACCUUAAUGUAUCUGUGAAAGAAGCAUUUUUAAAAACUGAAAGUUUACCUGAGACACUCAUCCAAGACAUUGUACAAGCUUCCCUUAGAGUAAACUAUGGACAAAAUACUGGUGUUCAUGAAUUUGUCGGAUCAGUUUCAAUGGCUGGAAUGGAUGGAUCAUUGUGGGCAGUAAAAGGUGGUAAUAAAAGAGUUGCUGAAAAACUUUUAGAAAAGUCCAAAGCAAGAUUAAUACAUGAAAAUGUUACUGAAAUAAUAAACAACAACAAUUCAUAUACUUUGUUGACAAAUACUGAAAAAAAUGCUACCUAUGAUUAUGUUGUAUUUGCUGCACCUCUCUCUCAAAAUCAGAAAAUACCAAUCAAUUUUACUAAUUUGCCUGUUAAGUUGAACAUAGUAGGAAGAUAUCACCAGACUGUAAGCACAUUGAUUGCUGGCGAGUUAAAAAGAGAACGAUUUUCACCUCUUUCCGAUAAUAGUGCAUCAUUUACAGUUAUAUCAACAAAUGAAAGUGAUUUUUAUAAUUCAAUCAGUAAUGUUGAAGGAGUCGAUGAAACUGGAAAAUCAAAUGUUUGGAAAAUAUUUUCUCAGCAACCACUUUCUAACAAUCAAAUUGAUGAGUUAUUUUUUAGCACUAAAGAAGUUAAAGUUGUGAAUUGGUUAGCAUAUCCUCAUUAUGAAGUCCCAACUAAACCACGAAGUUUUCAUAUUGCAAAUCGACUUUACCACAUUAAUGCUAUAGAAUGGGCAGCAAGUGCUAUGGAAAUGAGUUGUAUUGGCGCCAAAAAUGUUGCACUUUUAAUUAAGAAACACUUACAAAAUAAUACACAAAAUGAAACAAGCCAAUGGUCUCAUAAGGAACUAUAAUGAAUUAAAAAAAGUAAAUAUAAUGUCAACAACAAAAAUUAUGUAUUUAAAUAAGACAUAGAUGUUAAAUG